Molecule: messenger RNA, 3191 nt
Organism: Schistosoma mattheei
Lineage: Eukaryota; Metazoa; Platyhelminthes; Trematoda; Strigeidida; Schistosomatidae
Source: the annotation of a GenBank genome assembly
CAGUACCGAUUUCAAGUAUAAACUGACCAAUUAAGAAGAAAUAGUUAAUCUGUUUUAACUUGAAUAAUCAUGUAUUAUCAAUCGAAAGUGAAAUGACUGGAGGCAGAAAUUUAAGAAGAUUGAAGAAAAGAGAACGAGAACAAAGAAUAAUAGAACAGUGAAGUCUGAAACGAAUGAUUGACAUUUUACAAAUUAAGUAUUUACUGUAUGGUUCUCAGAUUUUACUAAGACGUUCUGUAAUUUUGUGUUGAAAUACAGUUGAUUGUCCCCACUUGUGUUCUCGUUCACUACACUACGAUAACUAGAUGAUAUAAGCUUGAAUUGUAAGUAAUCGUUUCACUCUGUACUAGUAAGUUAAUUUUCCUACUUUUGUAUUUUUAGACAAAUAUGUUUAUGACCUCCCUUAACUCGGAUUUUGUUUUCUCCUUAGCACUUUACCUUCUAUAAUGGACUCGGAAAGUAAAGAAAAAAUAUCAUUCAGCUCUAAAAUCCAUUGCGUCUAUACAUCAGUUGGUAUUAAUCAUUUCUCUGGAUGCAGUUCUAUCAUUGCUGUCAGGUCAUCAAAUAAGUCAACAGUUGGAACGAUAUUGGCAUUCGGUUCUAGUCAUUUUAUAUGUUUAGCUAAAUCCUACUCUUAUCUAAAUGAUGAAAUGAUUAAUUUGAAUACAGAUUUUUCUCGAGACAAUUUUCGUGUUUAUCAAACGUUACCUGGUCACAAUUCUGAUGUCAGAUGUGUACGGUGGUUGGACUGUUGUUUUCAUAACAAUGGUUCAUCACAAGUUUAUCAACACACUAUGUGUUUUCUAAUGUCGUCUGAUAGUUGUGGUCUAGUGAUAAUUUGGGCCUGUCCAACUGAAAGUUUAAUCUGUCCUGAUGAAACAGAAAACUGGCAUAUAAUUAAUCAAUUCCAGACUCCGAAUAACUCCAUAAUAAAUUCAAUUGAUGGUUACUUUUUCCCUUCAUCGGAAAAUGACCGCUCGUGCUCAGGGACGUUAUUUCUAUCAGCUGCAGCGGAUACAUCAGUUCAUAACUGGUCUGUUCAUAUUUCACAGAAUCUGCUUACAAAUAAAUCAAUUUUAUUACCAUGUAUUUUAAUCAGUAAUAUCAUACGAGUUCCAUCACUUUGUCUGUGUCUCAGACGUUUUUGUAUAAAAUAUAAUUUCCAAACGUCCAGUGACAAUAUUGACGUAUCUUGGCUUCAUUUUAUUGUUCUUGGUCUUGACAACGGACAGACAGAAAUAUGGUCAGGUCAUCUGGUCAAUGGUGGUCAAGACAAUAUUGUUCGAAUAUGGCGUUUAUAUUCUCCAGAAAACGAUGACAGUGUAACAAGUCCUGGGCAUGCGAAGGCCAUUAGUCUUCAUCUUCCUGAAUGGUUUGCCACUAACAACAUUUGUAUGUGCGUAGCGCCAGAAAGUGUCUUAGCCAGCCAUGAAAAUUGGGUCACUGGUGUUCGCUGGGGACCAACAAUAAACGGUUUAUUCCCCCCUAAUUUGCUUACUUGUAGUAUGGAUAAAUCAUUAAUUAUUUGGCAGCCUCCUAGUGAAAAUGCUUUAGAUUCAUCGGAUAUGUGCAGUUUAUGGAAAGAAAAAGCCCGGUUAGGACAUUUUGGCGACACUGGAUUGAGUCUAAUGGACUGUCAUUGGUUCCCCAACGACGGUCACAAAGUAUUUGUACACGCCUUUCAAGGAAGUAUUUCAGUCUGGUGCCGAUCUGAUAAAGACUUUUGGCUUCCAGCAUUACCGUUAACAGGACAUGUCGGACCUGUUGCUGAUUUAAGUUGGAUGUCAACAUUCCCUGAGGAAAAUUUUAAGGAUGAUGACUCAUACACUUAUCUUCUAACUGCAGGAUUUGAUCAAACAGUCCGUUUACAUGCAUGCCAACCAAACACCAGUCAUGAAGAAAAAGAGUUGAUUCAAGAAUUUUGGUUCGAAUUAGCUAGACCACAAAUUCAUGGUUAUGAUAUGAAUGCAAUUGCUAGUAUUUCACCAAUAUUUUAUGUAUCAGCUGGUGAUGAAAAAGUUGUUCGUGUAUUUACCACUACUAAAGAUUUCUUAAACUCUUUUAAAAAACUAUACAAAUCACCAUCAAUUUGCUCAAAACUAGAUAGAAUUCUUGCUGAUAGUUUAAUACCUACAGGUGCUGUACAACCACCACUUGGUCUUUCAAAUCAAAUUGUUUCUAGUCCAUCUAACAGUAAUGAUAAUAAUGUCAUUGAAAAUCAUAAUAAUAUUGAAGACAACAGUGAUCGCAAUGAAUAUGUCAAUAAUGAGGAAAAAGAAAAUCUGGAUAAAGUUUGUACAUCUAAUGAACUUCCUACAGAAGAUCGGUUACAACAUGCAACACUAUGGCCAGAGGUAAAAAAGUUGUAUGGUCAUCCUUAUGAGAUAUACUGUUUGGCAGUUCAUCCACGCCAAUUUCUCGUAGCCUCCGCUUGUACAGCAUCAAAACCUGAAUAUGCCCAUAUUAUAUUAUGGAAUGGUAAUUCUAAUUGGUGUAUACACCAGCGUUUGCAACAUCAUCAGUUGACGGUAACUCAGUUAGCAUGGAGUCAUGAUGGGACUAGAUUAUUGGCUGUUUCAAGGGAUCGCACAUGGAGUUUAUGGUCUGAACAACCGAUGAAUAGCGCAACAGAAGGAACGAAUCAUCAACUUUCAAACUACAUCCUAUCUGCUUAUCCCAUUAAAGGUCAAAGUCAUUCAAGAAUAAUUUGGACUUGUGCAUGGAGUCCAGAUGAUAAAUACUUUUUCACAGGAUCCAGAGACUCAUCAAUUUAUUGCUGGAAUGCUACUGUCAAAAUACAGAAAUCAACGGACUGUCUGCCUCCUGAAGCUCUUCGUCGAUUAGACAUAUACAAAGAACUUGGAAAGUCAGUAACAGCUAUCGAUGUUUGCGAAAGUUUUAACUCAGAAUGCUCGUCUAAUCUCCAUUCGUAUUUAAUGGCUGUUGGUUUAGAAUCCGGUAACAUAAUAUUGCUUAAAUUAUGUGAAACAGGAUCAUCUGAGCGCUUUUUCACAUGGUCGAUUGUUUUAAAUUUCCCUUCAGAUUGGUGCCAUGUUCCAGGCAAAAGGUUAAGGCGAAUUUCGUUUUCACCUUAUAAAGAUAAUUACCUUAAAACAUCGAUUAAAUACAUGGCGACAUCUGGUGAUGAUGGAAUAGUUCGAAUUUUCAAAAUCAACAUUAAAUUAUUAUAA